Trichoplusia ni (cabbage looper) is the source of this 585-nucleotide messenger RNA. RefSeq lists its product as uncharacterized. The record is from RefSeq and is a predicted model, not a curated record. Bases 136 to 507 code for a protein of 123 amino acids. Lineage: Eukaryota; Metazoa; Arthropoda; Insecta; Lepidoptera; Noctuidae. The transcript is spliced from 3 exons.
AACACAGUAAUAAUUAUAUUGAUUCGAAAUACUUAAAUUGUACAUGACUGUAAGUGUUAUGUGAGUGACGAGGCACUGUUACUGCGGGUCUAAAAGGCAGAGUGCGGUGUUUGUAGCGGACACACUGCGUGCAGCAUGUUCGCGACAAGCGCGCUCUUUGUGCUCGCGAGCACCGCCACGCUGCUCGUGCUCGCCGACGCGAAGCAGUACUGCAACUCGGCGAUAAUCGGUGAUUUCGAGGAAGAGAAAACCGAAGAGUUUACUUCAGAAAAAAUAAUUGCUCCAGGCCAGGCGUUUAUUCAGAUAAAAGAGAGGUGUAACGGGCCGUUCGCGAUACCGGCCUACAUGCAGGUGACGGCGUGCGACGACGACAGGUUCCCGCAAGUGUACCUGCGUCCGGUGGAGGGCGAGGUGCACCGCUUCGGGAACACACUCAGCAAGGCAACAGUCACCAUCAACUACAGCUGUAUCCUCAACACUAACUCCGGUGAAUUUGAAUAUGUUUAAACAAAGCGCUUAGAAAGUAACAUCAUCUAGCCUUUUCCCGACUAUGUUUGGGUUGGCUUCCUACAAAAUAUACUUGUA